GAUCUCCAAAAGGACACUAGCUGCGAUUCACAAGCAUGUCAGUACUGCCCCGAGGGUUUGAGUGCGUCAGGCCGGCGCCUCGGUACGGCUGCGUGCAGGGCGAAUACAGCAUCUACUACAAGCGGCCCAGGUGCGGACAGCCGCGACCGCAGCCCUUCCAGAGGGAGUGCACGGCAUACUGCUCCGGCCCCACUAAUGCUCCUUUAGAAAGGCCCUGCUGCUACGAUUACCCUUGUAAGGCGCAUUGCUUCAACCACGGCGCGUGCACGCGGCCUAGCGGGCGGUACGCUCGUACGGUGUGGUACCCUGGUGAAUGCCGUCCCGCAGUACCUCCUUGCCAGGCCUUCACGUGUCCUAACCCGCCGUUCCAUCCUUGCUGCUACCACACUUGUAACAAGCUUGUGUAACACCUACAAAACUAUAACAACGUCUCAGAUCAAAUUGUGGCGCUGAAACUACUGAAGUCCUGAGUCUUCGAGCCUCUAAGGGUCGGAGAUUGUGAUGUGUUGUAAACAUGUUUGUGAAUCGUCGCUAAUGUCGUCCAAUAAACGUUAAACCUAAUUUA
Ostrinia nubilalis (European corn borer) is the source of this 565-nucleotide messenger RNA. RefSeq lists its product as uncharacterized. NCBI's taxonomy places the organism in Eukaryota, Metazoa, Arthropoda, Insecta, Lepidoptera, Crambidae. The record is from RefSeq and is a predicted model, not a curated record. Bases 36 to 407 code for a protein of 123 amino acids. The transcript has 2 exons.